AUGGUCAAUGUAGCCGGCCGAUCGAAAGGAUGCUCAACCUGCCGCAGGCGCCGUAUCAAGUGCGAUGAGACUCGCCCAACAUGUCAGAGGUGUGAGAAAGCUGGCUUCAAAUGCGAUGGACCACAGUCCAUUGUCUUUGUGCAAGGCAAGAUUGUCACGUCUAGGAGGUCGCAGAAGUUAAAGAGCAAAGCGGCCAACCCGCCCAAGACUACUGCAUGGAAGAGGCAAGAAGUAGAAGAGUCCACCUCGGAAUCUCCUGAGUACCGCUUCGAUCUCCCUGUACUCAGGCCAAAGCUCAACGACAAAGAAGUUUACAUCUGUUAUGCACGCCGCCAUCUUCUCCCUAAUGGUCCCAUAGACCUAGGGUUGCAGGAGCUUCAGACCUCAGACAUUGUCAUGGAGAACUACGCAGCAGAAGGAGGGAGCGGCCGAUUAUUUGUUCAAGCCGCACUCAGCUUUGCAACCCUCUUCUUCGGCGCGCAACAUCACCAGAACGGGAUCCUCACCGAAGGCUAUGCCAUACAUGGUGUAGCUCUUAAGCGGCUACAUCAGGCUUUGAGCCAGCCAGAACGCCGCACGCAUGACGACGUAAUCGUUUCUGUCAUCCUGCUGGCUAUGCUUGAACUCUUCAUGCCCACCGGUCCUAGAAACUGGCUCAAGCACAUGCUUGGAUUGGAACAACUUCUAACACUACGUGACCCAGCAUCUCUGGUUCACGCAUCGUUUCGGACACUUGAGCUGUACAAAGGUGUGCGGCAUAUGAUACUGAUAGCAUCAUUGAGGAACAGAACACCAUCAAUCUUUGCACGACCACAGUGGAAAGCUGUAUUGAGAACAGCACUGUCGCUGGAAACCCCAGAAGAACAAGACUUACAUGACGUGCUCGCAGAUUGCUCAGUGCUAAUAGCUGCGUGCGACGAGCUCUUCAAGCUCCAGCAUGCGUCUGGCUUAAGCUAUAUACAACGGCGACAAGAGAUGCAAUGUAAGGCAGAUGGGCUCCUUGACUUUCUUCAAGCAUGGAAACGGCGAUGGGACAGUGAUGGGGAGAAUAUUCGCAUCGAAGAAGAGGUUUUCGAUCCGGCCACUUCCCAAGGUUCGCCACGCAUGAUCUACAGGUUCAAGAGCGACUCUGUUGCGCGGAUGCUGAUGCUGUACAACACAGCAUUGAUCUACACCCUGCGGGUCAUGGCAACUUUGGAACCCAAAAACAACGGCUCGCAAAAUGUCUCCGGCGAUCACAUACAAGGAGACACAGGCGCGGAUGUUGUGACGAAGAGUUCUUACUAUCCCGCCAUCCGUGCGGCGGGACUAGAUAUCGCCUGUUGCAUCACUGACUACUUGCAACAUAAACGUACGCGGGGAGAAACGGACUUUGUCUCACCUAUCGUACAGUGGGCUGUGAUAACCGCUGGGCAGGCAUUGGGAGCGGAAGAGUCUCCGGAUGGCAAAUGGAUGAUCAGCCUUCUGAAGGGAGACGCUACGUAUACGGUUGCAAAAAGAGCUUGGGAGGUUUGA
Alternaria rosae is the source of this 1515-nucleotide messenger RNA. RefSeq lists its product as uncharacterized. Gene Ontology annotation, molecular function: DNA-binding transcription factor activity, RNA polymerase II-specific; zinc ion binding. The transcript has 2 exons. The record is from RefSeq and is a predicted model, not a curated record. Gene Ontology annotation, biological process: regulation of DNA-templated transcription. Bases 1 to 1515 code for a protein of 504 amino acids. Lineage: Eukaryota; Fungi; Ascomycota; Dothideomycetes; Pleosporales; Pleosporaceae.